This is a messenger RNA of Anopheles marshallii, 1071 nucleotides long. RefSeq lists its product as uncharacterized. The transcript has 2 exons. The coding region runs from base 10 to 1071 and encodes 353 amino acids. The record is from RefSeq and is a predicted model, not a curated record. Lineage: Eukaryota; Metazoa; Arthropoda; Insecta; Diptera; Culicidae.
CCCCUAAUCAUGGCCAGCCGGAAGAUAACACCCAUGUUUAACGAUUACGUGUACGAAGCGAUCCGACGGAUCGCGGUCGAGCAGGGCUUUACGCCGGAUCUGUUUUCGGUGGACUUUGACGAGGAGACACGGCUCGAGUGUGACGGGUACGUGAGCUUCGUGUUCAAGGCCAUCAUUAAUGGCGACGACCGGGAGUUUACGUUGUGGUGCAAGGUGCCCCCGAACGAUGACAAACGUUCGCUGGAGCUGUUCAAGCGUGAGUGUUUCUUCUACCGCGAAACGUUGCACGGGUUCUACGAGUUCCAGGCGGAGAAAGGUGUGCCGGAGGAGUCUGGUGAAGGAUUUUACGCGACACCGAAAUGUUAUCUGGCACACUGCAACACGGACAAACCGGAACCGGAGGCGUUGAUCAUGCUGGAGUACAAUGAAGCGUUCGAGACGUGGGGCUGGGACAAGCUGGAACCGAUCAAUCUGGAACAUACGCGUCUGGUGAUGCAGCAGCUCGGUCGAUUGCAUGCGCUAUCGUUCGCGAUGAAGGAACAGCGCCCGGAAGCGUUUGAUCAGUACAAGCAGGCCGGUGUGGUCGCCGGAGAGCAGGAUAGUGGUUUGACCACCCUUAUGAAGGAGUCGUUCGAUCGCGCACUCACCACCAUGAAAACCCGGUUCGAGUCGGAACAGGAGCGUAUCACCGCUGUGAAGGAUGCUGUGUUCGAAAGUCUCAAGAAGUGUUGCGAUCCGGCCACUGCUGAACCGUACUGUGUUGUCACGCACGGAGAUUGCUGGAUCAAUAAUCUAAUCUACUCGCAUAAUGAGAACAACGUGGCAACGGGGGUUAUAUUGACUGACUGGCAAUCAUCCCGGUACGCUUCACCCAUCCUGGAUCUGUGCUACUUCUUCUUCAUCUCAGCAGGUGAACAGUUCCGGCGGGACCAUAUGGAUAGUUUGCUGCAUCAUUACCACGCCUCGUUGGCAGACUUUCUCACCAAACUCGGUGGGGAUGCGUCGCGUCAGUUCCCGCUGACCACACUGCUGAGGCUUAUGAAGCCGUACCGCGAUUUACUCGGGAGCUAG